Molecule: messenger RNA, 738 nt
Organism: Miscanthus lutarioriparius
Lineage: Eukaryota; Viridiplantae; Streptophyta; Magnoliopsida; Poales; Poaceae
Source: the annotation of a GenBank genome assembly
AUGGCAGCAGAGAUGAUCGGUUCUGCGGUGGUCCAGGAGACUGUUAACGAAGUCUUAACAAGAAUCAAGGAGGGUUAUGUGGAGAAGUCAGAUGCAAAUGAGCAUAUAAAGAGGAUGGAGAUGGCUCACAUCAAGCUAGAGGCUGCCCUUGAGAUAUCCAACAUGUGGAACGUCACCAGUGCGCCACUGCUACGCUGGCGGAGCAAGCUCAAGCAUGCCACGCAGGAGUGCGACCACACUCUGCGCCAGUGCAGGCAGCGAUUCAUAGAAGAGGAAGAAGUGCAACAAGCAAUACAGAGAUCCUCCUUUCCUAUGAGGGUUGCUCAUACUGCUAUGUCAUUUCUUUCGUCAAUCUUUAGCAGCGGUAACAACAACAAGCUGACAGGAUCCACCGCCGUACGGCGAUUCGAGUGUUUUGCAGACGGAGAGUUCUUGAGGUACGUGGAGCUUGGUGGCACACCAUGCAGAUACAUGUUCUCUGUGCCUCUUAUACGACAUCUUCUCGCUGGCAAAGGAACAAAGUAUUGCUUUGUUCGUGGGGGCCAACAUCUCUCACUUAUUCUACAGCCCUUUAGUCUACACAACAAUGGGAUGGGUGGGAGCUUGGUAUUCUUACUUGAAGAUGCUGUUCAUACCGUACUUGAGCUCAACAGCCGAGACUGUGAAGACAAAGCUGACCCAGAUGCCAACGCAAGACUUGUGUUGGGUGUUCGAUGCUUAUUCAGUUUAUGGCUGUGA